Messenger RNA from Aureobasidium namibiae CBS 147.97, 2694 nucleotides. RefSeq lists its product as uncharacterized. Gene Ontology annotation, biological process: phosphorelay signal transduction system; phosphorylation. Gene Ontology annotation, molecular function: phosphorelay sensor kinase activity. The transcript is spliced from 6 exons. Lineage: Eukaryota; Fungi; Ascomycota; Dothideomycetes; Dothideales; Saccotheciaceae. Bases 1 to 2694 code for a protein of 897 amino acids. The record is from RefSeq and is a predicted model, not a curated record.
AUGAAACAGCCUGGGGAUGCGACAAACAACGAGGACGCCGACGAAGCCCUCGACUCGCUGCUUCUCAUGAACGAAGCCUGGGAUGAAAGUGACAUCGGCUCACAGAAAGACUGGCCAGACACUUUGCGCGCACUGGCGCCAUGCGUCUUCACCCUCUCACAUCCAGCUGCUAUCUUCUGGGGCGACAAGCUGUCCAUGAUAUACAAUCCAGCCUGGGAAACAUCAUCACACCAAGCUUUGAAACAAGGCAAACCGCCCACCGACGCCUUCCAGAAAGACACAUUAGAUACCCUUCGCCAAUAUCUUCAAGGCCGUAUACCACGAUCUGUAGUCGCCGCCGAACUACCGGGACACCACGCCGCAAGCACAGGGAAAUCAUCCGUCGUCUGCAGCCCCAUACACGAUGAUGCCAAGGUCGCUGGCGUCCUGGUACAAAUAUUCAGCGAAACUGGGCAUUCACAGAACAACAAGACAAAAGAUAAUUCUUCAAAUGAGGAGAAAAGUCAUAAAGAAUCAACAAGGGAGAAGGCAAAUGACUCUGACGAUAAUGACGAAACCGCCUUGGACCGACAGCCGUUCUUCCAAAAAUUUGCUGAGAUGCUGCCGACUGGUCUCGCCAUCCUCAAUCACAAAGCGGAUCCGCUAUUCGUCAACCAUCAAUUCCAUAAUUUGACUGCUCACCGUGGUCCAGACCAGUCUUUCAGAAUGUGGCCAGAGACGAUUCAUCCAGACGAUUAUGAACGAGUUAUGGAUGAGUAUCACAAGGCCUUCGACUCACAGACGGAUUUGGAAACAGAAUUCAGAGCGUUUGGAGAAGAUCAGUGGAGACUCUUCUUGAUGCGGCCACUUGGAAAGAACAAUCUCCAACAGUUCGAUCUCCGCCGAUUUGGCGGAUACAUCUGUGCCCUGAUUGAUGUAUCUGACAUGAAGAACGCCGAGAUUGCUCAAACCAGGGUUGCAAAAGAAGCUCGGGAAAGGAAGCAGCAGCAAGAACGUUUCAUUGACAUGAUUUCCCACGAGAUCAGGAACCCACUCUCAGCUGUUUUACAUUGUGCCGAGAACAUACUGGAUGCCGUGAAGGGCGGCGAAGCAAAGUCAUCUGACGUUGCUGUGGACGAGAUUGUCGAUGCUGUACACACAAUUCAACUUUGUGUAGAUCAUCAGAAAACUCUCGUAGAUGAUGUGCUCAGUUUCUCGAAGCUUGAUGCAUCCAUGCUUUCGCUCGCCCCCAGAGCUACGAAACCGAAAGUCCAAAUGGCAGACACACUCAAGAUCUUCCAACCCGAAUUGCGCAAGAAAAGCAUCGACUUUAGCUACAAUAUCAUGCCUGAAUAUGAUAGAUGCAACGUGAAUUGGGUCAUGGCAGAUCUUGUAAGAGUGAGUCAAGUGAUGGUCAAUCUCAUGACCAACGCCAUCAAGUUCACGACCAAGUCUGAGCGCACAAAGAAGAUCGCUAUUGAAGUUGCUGCUUCGAUAGAGAGACCGACAUCAUAUCCACCCAACGUAGUCUUCUUCAAGACCGACGACGUUGCUAUCAAAACUGAUGCAACUGGAAACCCUGAGUGGGGAGAUGGCGAACCUCUAUACGUUAUGGUCGCCGUCAAGGAUACCGGCAUUGGUAUAAGCGAAGAGAACCAAGCAAAACUGUUCGAACGAUUCCAGCAAGCUACACCCAAGACGGGGCAGAUGUAUGGUGGGUCCGGACUUGGCCUUAACAUCGCCCGCAAGAUGUGUCAGUUGCAUGGAGGUGAGAUUGGAGUCAGCUCGAUUGAGGGUGAAGGGUCAUGCUUUGGCUUCUUCUUCAGAGUAAGACGUAGUGGCGAACCUGAAGAUGCCGACAAGCUGGAGCCCAAGGAGCUGUCAGAUAAACUCAAGAAGUCUGGACAUGUGGAGACCACAGAAGUUGACGAGGACAAAGUCUCGAGCGACUUGAAAAAUAUCUCGACGGAGAACACUGGAACGCACAAUGAAGGACCACCAAAGGAUCGAUGGCAAAAUACAGCCGACAAGGCAGAUCCAUUGAGCGAACAGCACAAUGACGGCAAGUCUACGGGCGAUCAAGGAGGAAAAUCACAUUCCAGAGCUCAAGAUGAUGAGUCUCAACGUCAACAGAAGAGACCGGCCAACGCAGGACGAAGCUCACAGCGACCUGAUCCCACACAAGAGAAGCAGCAAUCUGGCCACUUUGAAAGCAACGACAAGCGCGCCACGGACGACACUGAACAAGAAAGAAUGGCCGCGAAGCAGUAUGAGGAUACUGGUAAAGGUGCCGAACAAGUCUCAAAUCCAGACAGCGACACCAAGCCCACUAUACUUUUCGUUGAGGAUAAUCUAAUUAAUCAGAAACUUCUGAAGAAGAAGAUCGAGUCCAGAGGCUUCCGGGUCACGACCGCAGAUAAUGGCAAGGAGGCCUUGGACAUGAUUACAGCCCGUUCUUCUGAACACAAACCUCCUUUCGACUGCGUACUCAUGGACCAAGAGAUGCCCGUCAUGGACGGCACCACUGCUUCUCGAGAGAUCAGGAAAUUCGAGGGCGACAACAACCUGCCGGCUGUCAACAUCAUCGGCGUGACGGCGAAUGUGAGACAAGAACAACAAAGCCAAAUGACAGACGCUGGGAUGAACGACGUGUUAGCCAAGCCGUUCAAGAUGGAAGAGUUGCUGGAAAAGGUCAGGCGAGGCAGCAAGUCGUGA